Messenger RNA from Ceutorhynchus assimilis (cabbage seed weevil), 2049 nucleotides. The record is from the annotation of a GenBank genome assembly. Lineage: Eukaryota; Metazoa; Arthropoda; Insecta; Coleoptera; Curculionidae.
AUGGGCUAUGAAGAAGGCAAAAAUUACAAGAAGACCAUCAAAAUAACAAACGUCUCUACUGAAGUAAUAAAACUCAGAUUUCUCGAAUUAACCUUUCCAAAUGAAAAUGAAUCAGUACCCUUUGAAAUUGAAAGAUUUGGAAUCAAAAAGCUUUUCACCGGCUCUAGUAUCAAGUUUUUUGUUAAUUUCCAGCCUUAUGAUGAUUCUAUAGCUUACGACGGAAACAUUGCGUUUGUUUCAUACAAUAUCAGCUUUUGUCAGUAUCAUCGGUUUGAAGUGGGCGUGCAAUGUUUGCCGAAAUAUUUGGAUUUGAAAAUUUAUCCUGAAAUUCUUGAUUUUGGUGAUAUUCCUAUAUGGAAGGCCAAAAACUAUGAUCGAGCUAAAGUCCAAAAUAGAGGCACUAAAUCUUGCACAAUCUUUAUUAAAAAAAUCUUUGAUCCUCUAGACCUAGAGUUGAUCCUAGAAGAUGAGGAAGACAAAGGGAAUAGUUCACUAAAAAGCUCCACUACGAGUAGUACUGACACUCAUGUUUUUGACCUCCUGGACGAUUGCAUUAAAAAUUUAGAAAAUAAUUUUCGAUUUCAUCCCAGCUUUUUUUCACUAGACAAAAUGGAGGAAAAACGUAUUAAAGUAUUUUUCAAAAACGCUUCAUAUGUAGGAGACUAUUUAGAAAAAUUCACAAUAAACGUUUUUGAAAACUCUACAAGAGAGACUUUACAAAUUGCAGGAUGCAAGUUAAUAUCUCUACAUGCAGAAACAACAGGACAUUUUUUAACAACAGAACCAAAAAUAUUGGAUUUUGGCCACUGCAUAAGGAACUCGUGUUAUCAAGUUGAUUUUCAGGUUUUCAAUAAUUCAAGACACAGUCAAACCAUAUCUAUCAAAGUACCUAGCUAUCUGGCGGAAUACGUUCAAUCAAAUAGUUCUAUUGUUUAUUUGGGCCCUAUGAGCAAGAGGGUUCUGUAUUUGAAAUUUCAGCCAAGGGAAACUAGGAGACAAUCUCAUUGCUCCUGCUUGGAUACAACUAAUAACAUCUUGGAGUUCUCUAUUCGUCUUUGUGUAGUUUCCAAAAUAGCAUCAGACUAUCCUCCCGUUGAGGUGCCAGUUUACGCUAUCAUAACCAAUUCCGAUGACUUGAGCUUGUCUUGCAAUGUUAGUAGUUGCUUAAGUAACUUCUUGAGUACUCUGUUGGUAGACAUGGGCGAUUGCUCUACCUAUGAAACUCAAUGGUUUGACCUCACUUUGAAUAAUAAUACUGAAGUGACGCAGUAUUGUGGAUUUGUGAAUUUACCACCAGUAAUUUGUCCCACAAAGCUCAAGAGUGGCCUAGACGUAACGCUGCAGCAGCUUAUAGCUCCCGAUACUGAACUGUUCCGAAGCAUUAUGGAAUCCGUUAGUGUACUUAAAAAACAUAUCCAUGAGCAACCUACCCAAACAACUGAUUCCUUAGUCAAUCGUGAUAUGAUUAUAAUGUCUCAAGUAUGUUCGUUUUUCGAAAAAAAAUUUACUUAUCCUGGUAUAACGCAAAUGAGUAAAACAAACCAACAUGACCUGGCAGGCCGAAGUUUUGACGACAAUCUUCUAGACUAUCAUAAUUUUCUCAUUAUCGAUACCGUUUGUCGCAACGAGAUUUGGUGUAAAGUGAAUUUAAAAAGACCUCUUCUGGAGUUUUCACAUCAAAUCAUCGAAUUUCCUGACACGCCUUGUGGCUCUUAUUCGGUCAUGGAAGUGAAAUUGACGGCUCGCGACAGGGAAAUGGAAAAACCGUGCCAGAGGAAGUCCAAGUUGGAGUAUAGGGCUCAUUUUGAAAUUGUGGGGAAUUCAGUCCCAACACCUAAUCAUCACAAUAACUUGGCGGAUAUAAGUUUACCUUAUGCUGAUGAACAGCUUGAAAUAUGGUCAUCCCCUGUGUGGAUAGUACCUACGAAGGAAGAUGUCGCAGGCAUACAAAAAUGGAGAAUGGUCGUUGAUUAUCGAAAGAUAAACGAAAAAACUAUUGGUGAUAGAUAUCCACUAACUAAUAUUACUGAUACUGAUAUAUUAGACUGA